This is a messenger RNA of Saitoella complicata NRRL Y-17804, 924 nucleotides long. RefSeq names its product phosphoribosylformimino-5-aminoimidazole carboxamide ribotide isomerase. Gene Ontology annotation, biological process: L-tryptophan biosynthetic process; L-histidine biosynthetic process. NCBI's taxonomy places the organism in Eukaryota, Fungi, Ascomycota, Saitoellomycetes, Saitoellales, Saitoellaceae. Bases 21 to 833 code for a protein of 270 amino acids. Gene Ontology annotation, cellular component: cytoplasm. Gene Ontology annotation, molecular function: 1-(5-phosphoribosyl)-5-[(5-phosphoribosylamino)methylideneamino]imidazole-4-carboxamide isomerase activity. The record is from RefSeq and is a predicted model, not a curated record. The transcript is spliced from 2 exons.
CGAACCUUAAGCUUCAUAAAAUGGCCGAACAGAAACAGCGUACACGCUUCCGCCCAUGCAUCGACAUCCACUCUGGCGUCGUCAAACAAAUCGUUGGCGGAUCCCUCUCUACAACCACCCCCUCAAUCCUGCAAACAAACUAUGUCUCCCCAAAUCCAGCAUCAUACUACGCGUCCCUCUACCGCGAGAAGGACUUAACUGGCGCACAUGUCAUCAUGCUCGGACCCAACUGUGAAGAAGCCGCGAUGGAUGCGCUCAAGGCGUGGCCGGGAGGGUUACAAGUUGGAGGCGGUAUCAAGGGAGGAGAUGAUGGGAAUUGUGAGGAAUGGAUUGAAAGAGGUGCAGGGAAGGUUAUCGUUACGAGUUGGUUGUUCCCCGGUGGAGAGUUCUCCAUGGAGAGACUCCUCGACGUCGAACGCCGCGUCGGUAAAGAUCGCCUCGUUGUCGACGUAUCUUGCCGGAGAGAUCCUACAUCGAGUGCUGAGGAACCAAGAUGGAUCGUCGCAAUGAACAAAUGGCAGACCCUAACCUCUAUGUAUGUUACCUGCGAAACCCUCUCCCUCCUCGCCGGCCACUGUUCCGAAUUCCUCAUCCACGCCGCCGAUGUCGAAGGUCUCUGUCGCGGGAUCGACGAGGACUUGGUGCGUGCGCUCGGGGAAUGGGUCACCAUCCCGACGACUUACGCAGGCGGCGCGUACAAGAUUGAGGAUUUGGAGAGAGUGGAUGAGUUGUCAGGUGGAAAGGUGGAUUUAACCUACGGGAGUGCGUUGGAUUUGUUUGGAGGGGAUAAGGUCAAGUUUGAGAAUUGCGUCGCUUGGAAUAACCGCGCAUAGUCCCUCUACCUCGCACGAGAGAUGUAGGAUAUGGGCAACAAGGGAUAGAUGGUAGAGGGGUAUAUCAUGCAUCGUACAUCACUUGAUCUCG